CAACCAAUACGUCCAAACACUCAAGGGUAUAUAUUGGACCAAAGACUAAUAUACUCUUGAGCAUUUGGGAACUAGCAAGAGCAAUCACUUUUUAGAGUAAGAAAGAGAAAAUACUCUCUAAUCUCUAACCAAAAAAAAGGAGCAGAGAGAAAAUGGGAAGAGCUCCAUGUUGUGAGAAAAUGGGGUUGAAGAAAGGUCCAUGGACUCCUGAAGAAGAUCAACUCUUGGUUAAUUACAUUCAUCUUCAUGGUCAUAGUAAUUGGCGUGCUCUCCCUAAACACGCUGGUUUGUUAAGGUGUGGGAAGAGUUGCAGGCUUAGAUGGACAAACUAUUUGAGGCCUGAUAUUAAGAGAGGCAAUUUUACUCAAGAGGAAGAAGAUACUAUUAUCAAUUUGCAUCAAAUGCUUGGAAAUAGGUGGUCCGCAAUAGCAGCAAAAUUGCCCGGAAGAACGGACAAUGAAAUUAAGAAUGUAUGGCACACUCACUUAAAGAAGAGGCUUCCUAAGCCAGAAAUCGACUCCGCCACGGCCACGGCCACGGCCACCACCAUCGAUACCACCUCCGGGCCUACCAAGAAGCGGGCUCGGAGAUCGAAGUCCUCAUUAAAGGAUGGAAUCUCCGAGGGCCCGCCACGAAGGCACGUGAAGUGCAUGGAUCAUGCUUUGGAGAAAGAUUGCUACAACGACAGUAGCAAUAAUAGUAAUAGUAAUAACGAGGGCGACAGUGUAAGGCCUACACAUUCGAUCAUACGUGACCCAAUUUCCCCACAACCGUGUACUAGUGAAGUGUCUACAAUUACUAGUACUAGUGCUAGUGAAAAUGACAAUUGUAGCAAGGAAAAUGUGGUGAAAAAGGAGGGAUAUAUCGGCGAAUUUCCUGAAUUCAACGACGAUUUUUGGAUGGAAGUGUUGUCUGUUGAAGACACUGCCAUGUCAACGGAAGAUCUUCCUAGUGUCUCGCAGUGCUACCUAAGCAAUUCAUCAGUGACGGAGCCAGCAGCAGCGUGUUUAACGGACUCUAAGGCCGUCGCUGCUCAUAGCGACGAUAUGGAUUUUUUUUGGUAUAAUCUGUUGACAAGACCUGAUGACCAUUUACCUGAAUUUUCAGAGAUGUUGUGAUACUUAGAUGUUCAAAAUUAGGUACUAGUUAGGAUUUUUUUUUUGGUUUUUGGUAGUUUUAGGGGGUUUCCCUUGGUAGUUCACAUGUAAUAUGGUUGGAAAUUGUCCAUUUGACAUAACAAUUUGGUAUGUUUGUGACUUGAGAAUUGAGACACCUUCUUUAAAAUUGAGUCCAAAUUUGGUUUUUGCUCUUA
This is a messenger RNA of Chenopodium quinoa (quinoa), 1312 nucleotides long. RefSeq names its product transcription factor MYB14-like. The record is from RefSeq and is a predicted model, not a curated record. NCBI's taxonomy places the organism in Eukaryota, Viridiplantae, Streptophyta, Magnoliopsida, Caryophyllales, Amaranthaceae. The transcript has 3 exons. The coding region runs from base 153 to 1118 and encodes 321 amino acids.